CCCGGAAGUUCACUUCACAACAUCAACUGGCGAGGGGGAAAAGAGGGGAGGACACGGAGAAAAGAAGUAGCUUUAAUUAAAACACCAAAGUGACUUUUCCAAACAACCCUUUGGAGUAAUUUCAGGCGUCCUUUUAACAUUUUCAAACUCACUUUGCAAAUGUUCUGAGAGCAGAUAGUGUCACAUGGAGGCUAUUGUAAAGAACGUGCAGCGGACCACGGAGCUACUCGCUGUGUCGCAGACAGAGACGGUGCAGCGGUGGGACAAACAGACCCUGGACAGAGCCUUCCAAUGGACUCAGUACUGCCAACACGUCUACACAAGGUUCCAUGCAAAUCCGACCGUCAGGGACAUCUUGGAAAAACAACUACAGGUGACAAACGAAAGUUUACGAACAACUUUUCAUGGGUAUACGGACAUCACGUUUUCUGACCUGUCGCAGUGUCAACACUUGCUGCUUGUGGGGUUACUAAACAACGCCGCUGUUCCGAGCUCAGUCGUCAAACUACUUUUCGACACUAUAACUGUUGGAGGUAAAUAUAAGGACGCCACCGGUCAUUGCACUGAACUCAUAGAAGUGAAAUCAGCAUGUAAAGUCUUAAACGCCAUUCAUUUGAAACGCAGUACGUCCUUUCCCGGUCCCGAUGCUGACGUGUUAGGCAUGACACUGAUGGAGAUGUUGGAUAUCCUGCUCUCUCCAGCGACUGGCGGGUCCAAGGUGGGCCUAGCAGAGAAGUUAUUGGACAACGUCUUACAAACCUGUGGUGAAAAUGAAAACUUCUCAGGAGUCGUUGCUGCUGCUCUCCUGUCAAGGAAAAACGACAAAACGGCAACAACAACAAAAAUGGCUCCAGAAGGAGUUUCAUUCCACUUUAUCCUGGAUUGGCUGCAGCAACACCACAGUUUACUCCAUAAUAUGUGUUCCACGUUGCCUAUUGGUCUUUUGACGGACCUCCACCAGCAGUCGGUGAGGUUUAGAGUGACCUACGGUAACAUGUUGAAGCAAUGGGGGUCACAGUUGGAGUAUGACGUGGGAGAAGGAGAGUGGGUUCAAAUGUAUACCACCGACGGGGUGUCGUUCACGACACUGUCUGACCAUUAUAGGUCGUUGCUAGGGGCUUGUCCGUCAACAAAGGAGGACGUUGAGAGAGAGCUGACAGAACUGAAGGUUGCAGAUGGGGACUUUGAUGUUAGAGGUCUGAGUGUUUGGGGUGACCUCCUCUCUGAGCUGAACACGGUCUGAGUGUUUGGGGUGACCUCCUCUCUGAGCUGAACAAGGUCUGAGUGUUUGGGGUGACCUCCUCUCUGAGCUGAACAUGGUCUGAGUGUUUGGGGUGACCUCCUCUCUGAGCUGAACAUGGUCUGAGUGUUUGGGGUGACCUCCUCUCUGAGCUGAACAAGGUCUGAGUGUUUGGGAUGGUCUUUUUAUUUUUUAUUUUAUUUUUUUACCUGAAACGUUAAUUAUCUAAAAACGUGUAAAACGUCAUCCGUUGCCAUCAGUUGAUACACAACAUGUUCUUGAGUACAGGGUAAUGCAACAAAUUAAAAAGAAAAUCAGUUGACUUGUUUUUAGAUAAUUUACAUUAAUUUAAAGGUAAAAAAAUAUAUUUUUAUUUUAUAAUUUUUUAAAUAAAAAUAAACUAUGAAACAGUUUGACAACUCUGUUUGUAAGCUUGUAAAUGAAAUCAAACUCCAACCUUUUAUCUUUUCCAGUAAUGAAGACAUUACUGGAAAAGUAAUGGGGUAUGCAGAAUAGGUCAACUUUGAUCACUUAUCUCCUGAAUGUUUUGGUAACUUUCUGACCACUUCCCUCCUUGGGCAAACAUGUACGGAAAGUUUUUUAAUUUUUUAAAAAUGAAAUCUGUCAAAAAGUGAAUUUAAAUGGAUUUACCCCCUCUCUUGAGCAGAACAAAGCCAUGUGUAGCCUCAUCAGUAUCCUGUCAUCGGGCAGUCAGUGUUCGUUGGACAAAUGCGGACGUUUGGCCUCGUUAGAUACAAUUGAUUUAAAUUGAUUUGUUAAAGGAUGCAUGUUUUUGUGCUAAUACAUUCAUAUACGUUUGUAUCAAUAACAGAAUAAAGAGGACUUUCAUUAA
Oncorhynchus gorbuscha (pink salmon) is the source of this 2093-nucleotide messenger RNA. It is a transcript of the gene fancf, whose product is annotated as FA complementation group F. The record is from RefSeq and is a predicted model, not a curated record. Bases 185 to 1243 code for a protein of 352 amino acids. Gene Ontology annotation, biological process: interstrand cross-link repair. NCBI's taxonomy places the organism in Eukaryota, Metazoa, Chordata, Actinopteri, Salmoniformes, Salmonidae. The transcript has 2 exons. Gene Ontology annotation, cellular component: Fanconi anaemia nuclear complex.